Messenger RNA from Anopheles gambiae (African malaria mosquito), 1398 nucleotides. RefSeq lists its product as uncharacterized. The transcript is spliced from 4 exons. Bases 159 to 1235 code for a protein of 358 amino acids. The record is from RefSeq and is a predicted model, not a curated record. Gene Ontology annotation, molecular function: DNA binding. NCBI's taxonomy places the organism in Eukaryota, Metazoa, Arthropoda, Insecta, Diptera, Culicidae.
UGUGCUGUCAUGCGCCCGCAGACGCGCUUGGAUUUGUUUUCGUUUUGGAAUACAUUCUAUCCUCUACAGUUUAUUGUGCUUUACCACUCGUAAUGUUACUUUUCUUGUGAAAUUAGUAAAAUUACGCCAGCUGCGAACGAAUUACACUCAUUACAGCUAUGCCAAAUACCCUCAAAUCCAAUGCCAUCGUGUGGCACCACUUCAGCAAAGAUCCGCAGGAGAAACGGGGCAAAUGUUUGCACUGCGGCCAGCUGAUAAGUUACGAAAAGUCGACCCUAUCGAACCUGCGCCGACAUUUGUAUAGGAAACAUGAGGAAGUGUUGCGACAAGAGCGUGAUACGGAUACGUUCGAGAGCGUACCGGUACACUAUGUGUGGGAACACUUUAUCAAACAGCCGGAGGAAAAGGCCAAAUGCGUUUACUGCUACUCCGUGCUGGGCUGCCCGAAGAACGUGGUGGGCAAUCUAAUACGCCACCUAAAGUCGCGCCAUCCCUCGCUGGUGCUGGAGCAGGAACGCGGGCAGGAGGCACUGUUUGAGGAAGUGUCCCGCACCCAAUACCAUGCCGAAUCGAUCGAGGAUUCGUUAGGCACCAGCACUUCGCUGCAAGAGCUGGAGCUCGAACUGGAUGCUGAUCUCUUCUCGGCCGAGGUGCACCAGAUCGAUGGGACCAAUCUGCCUUCAUCGGUUAAGAUUGAGCUCGUGCAUCCAGAUACCGAAUCCUGUCCCGAUGACGCAGAUCAGGAAGUGAUCGAGGAGGAGAUUAUAAACGAAUCACAGCAGGAUGUGGUAAGAUCGGGGUCGCAACAACUUUGUGCGCAACACUGUUCUGAACUUCGCUUGUAUCACCCACCCCGGCAGGAGAUCAAUUGUGAGGAUAUGGAUGCUUCUAGCCAGUACGAGGAGCAUGUUCACCACCCAGAGGAAACGCUUUCCUCCCAGACGAUGGAAGAAUCGAUCGUACGCACCAGCAUGUUGCAAGGGGAAAGCAAGGAGCUGGAGCUGAGCGAAUCCCCGCGGAGGCAGGACAACUUCUUCUCCAUCGGUAUGAAAGACAUCAGCAUGAAGACGGCCAUCUACGCCACGAACGUUGCCAUGGAGCUGGAGUGUUUGCCGCUGCGGCAGCGGAUCUUUGCGCAAAAGCUCAUCGCGGAUGUGAUGUUUCACGCCAAGCUGGACAACCUGACGGAGUACGCGAUGAUACUGGGGAAGGUCAAUCGGCCGUUCGACGUUUAACAGGGCGUGUAGUGUAGUGACAAUCUCUUUUAAGUCAUAUUUUACAUAGUCUAUUUAGUUUGUACAUAUUAAAUUAUAAAACAAAGUUAUUUUAAUAGAAAAAAUCGCUCAUUCGCGUUCGAACGUUCCAACGCGCACGAUCACCAGCGAGUUUUCAUCUAAA